ACCAUCAAUACCGGACCCGCCCCCGCUGUGGUAGCAGACUACGAUGCGAUUGUUGUGGGUGGAGGUCCUUCUGGUUUGGCUGCUGCGAGCGCUCUGGCACGGGUCCGCAGACGGGUGUUGAUGAUUGAUUCGGGCGAGUACCGGAAUCAGUACACGCGGCGGGUUCAUGAUGUGUUGGGUUUUGAUGGUAAUGCCUACUUCCGCUGGAGAGCCCGUCAACAAAUCUUGGAAUAUCCUACUGUCAAGUUGACCAACGGCACUGUCACCAAGAUUGAAUCCACUGGAGAUGCCAAGCUCACUUCGUUCAGCGUCACAGCCAACUUUACUUCUGAUGGCAACCUGACGACGGUAACUGCUCGCAAGAUUAUUCUUGCGACUGGGCUGCGCGAUAUUGUGCCACCAGGUCUGUUGGAAAGCUGGGGCAAGGGAAUCUAUUGGUGCCCGUGGUGUGAUGGCUUUGAACACGCCGAUCAGCCAUAUGGUAUCCUGGGGCCUCUUGACAAGUCGGGCAACACUCCCCUCGAGACCUUGACGCUCAACAAGGAUGUGAUUAUAUUUGCCAAUGGCACCGACACACCCGAGAACCGUGCAAUUGUGGAAGGCAAGCUACCGGGCUUCGAGACUUGGUACAAGGUCCACAAUAUAACUGUUGAUAACCGGACCAUUGUCUCGGUGGAGCGUCUCAAGGACGCCGGUCUACUGAACGAGGACCCCAGCAAGGCCACGCUGCCAGAACAUGACCUGUUCCAAGUCAACUUUAGCGAAGGAGAGCCCGUGCAACGCGCCGCGUUUGUGACCAAUUGGCCUAGCGAGCAAAAAUCCAGUGUGGGUGCGGAUGCUGGCGUGUGGCUCUAUGGAGGCAAACUUGCGGCGAAUAUGUCAGCCGGCAUGAUCACCAACGUUCCUGGUAUCUAUGCGGUUGGUGAUGCCAACUCGGACAACUCGACCAAUGUCCCUCAUGCCAUGUGGAGCGGCAAGCGUGCUGUAGUCUCCCUCCACGUGACACUCGAGACGGAGAACGCGAAAGCUCAGAUUGCGGCGGCCGGGGUCCACAAGAGAGCAUUCAUCGAGGAGGACGAGAGAAAGGUGUGGGAGAGAAUGGAGGAUGGGGUGCUUCAUGCAGGUCCUUUUGAGCGCAUGUAGUGUCAUGAUGUCGAGGUCAUGAAAAAAUACGUUCUCAUGAAGGAGACAUCCACUCAAUCGCAUAUGCGCCUAUCCCAGUACCAGCCACUAUCCGCGGAGAGCAAGUAGUAGCGUCUUGACGAGCAGCACAUUUCUC
Sphaerulina musiva SO2202 is the source of this 1279-nucleotide messenger RNA. RefSeq lists its product as uncharacterized. The record is from RefSeq and is a predicted model, not a curated record. NCBI's taxonomy places the organism in Eukaryota, Fungi, Ascomycota, Dothideomycetes, Mycosphaerellales, Mycosphaerellaceae. The transcript has 4 exons. The coding region runs from base 121 to 1143 and encodes 340 amino acids.